AUGAGUACAGAUAUUGUGUAUUUUGUGAUGGUAAAAGCGAUUAAUUAAAAAAAAUCAAAUUAUUCAGAAGAUUCCUCAACCGAGGAACAGCUUGUGAGAUUACUCAAAUUGGGAACGGUUAAAAAGAUUAGAGACUUUACUAUUGAGAAAAGUAUUCCGCAAAUAAAUUUGCAUUAUCCAACACAAAAACUUGCUACUCCACUUACAGUUGCUACAGAACGUGGUGUCUCGCAAAUUUUGACGAAUUCGUUAGAUAGAAUUUCCACCUACUUGGAUGAUAUCACAAUACAGCCCUGAAAAACAGCCCUGAUGCAAGCUUCUUACAAUACACGAAGUACGGAGAUCUUGUAAAUACUCUUAAAGAAAAGAGCAGAUCCUCGAAGAACAGACAUCAGGGAGUUGGAUUCUCUCUAUUUUGCUAUUGUCGGGGAAGGAAUAAAAAAUGUUAUCUUUAUACUGGAUGCUGGUGUACCAACAGAUUCGCGAGAUCUUGAUAGUCGCACAUCCUUAAUGAUAGCUGGUGAUUGAUGAAAUUUGAUAUUAUCCAAUUUGAAAAUUAUAUCUGAGCUGCUGAACCGAGGAGCUGAUGUUCUCAUUGAGGAUUCAUUGGGAUGCACAGCUCUGCAACUUGCAAUUUUUUGUAAAAAGAAGAACGCUGCUUUGACAUUAAUUGAAAGAGGAAGUGACGUCAAUCACGUUUGUUUUGUAUGAAAAUA
Molecule: messenger RNA, 716 nt
Organism: Cephus cinctus (wheat stem sawfly)
Lineage: Eukaryota; Metazoa; Arthropoda; Insecta; Hymenoptera; Cephidae
Product: putative ankyrin repeat protein RF_0580
Molecular function (GO): protein binding
Source: RefSeq, a predicted model, not a curated record